AUGAACACCGACAGAAACACUUCAGAGCGGAAUGGCCGAGUUAGCCGCUCAUCGCUAGCAUGCUUGCCUUGCCGGUCGCGUCAUCUCAAAUGUGACGCCAAGAAACCACGCUGUACCCGCUGUGCUGAGUUCGCUCGGGAUUGUCAGUAUGCACAAUCGCGUCGUGGAGGGUUGGAUCGAGCAGCCUUGUCAGAGAGACGUAAGCGAUUGGCGGAGAUUGAAGAUCAUGAGACUGGGCCAGGGCCAAUUGGUAUACCUAGUCCGCAGCAAUCGGCGGGUUCUCAAAGUCAGCAGGAAUUUAUGACGGGAAUGAUUGAGAUGAAUCUCUCAAAUAGCUAUGGAUUGCUGAAUGGGGUGAAUGUGGGGUUUGGAGAUCAGGAUUCUAGCGAGAGUUCUCCGAAACCAGUCCAGCUUGAAUUUGGUAGUAUUGAGAGUGAUUCGUUGGUUAAUUCAUACUAUCGGAACUUUCAUGGAUUACACCCUUUUAUAUUGCCUCGAAAUCAUUUGAUUCGAGUUUAUCAAGAUCCAAACAAGCAGCCUUCUCUCAAACCUAUCAUUGCUGCUAUGCGUCUGAUUGGAAAUGUUUAUAAAUCGCGAGAAUUUUCAAUGCCGCUGAAGGAUCAUGUUGAAGCCUCCUGUUCGCAACUAUUAACAACGGAUCCGUUCAUUGUCCAAUGCCGACUCUUAUACUCCAUGGUGCUGUUCUGGCAUGAGUACAAAGAUGAAUCAAAAUCGCAAAUGGAUAUGGCAAUUCAAACUGCUCGCGAAUUGGGAAUGUUUCAAAGGGAGUUUGCAAUAAAACACGGCGGCCAGGAUCUUGUAUUGCGAGAAAAUUGGAGGAGAACAUGGUGGAUGCUGUACACUGUGGAUGCUUAUUAUACGGGGACUCUGGGGACGAUGAACUUUGAAGUUGCUAAUAUUGAUGCUACGGUGGAACUUCCUUGCGAAGAAUCGGAAUAUGAGCUUGGGGAUAUUCCCGAGCCUAAAACUCUGGAGGAGUUUGAUUGUCGCGAAUUCUCUCCUGAUGACAUUGUCUUCUCAUCUUUUGCAUAUCUUAUUAGCGCUGUCCGAUGCGCUGCAUUUGCAAUAUCCAUAGGCCCCAAGGUUUCGGCUAAAGAAGACUCACCGCAGGUUUUACAAACUGCCGACUCUAUAUUGAAUGGGUGGAUGCUUCUUUUGCCCAAGGAACACAAGCAAGUCAUGAGCAGAACUGGAGAAAUCGACGAGCUCAUAUUCCAGGCUCACUUGCUUAUUCACGUAGCAACGAUAGGUCUACAUAGACCACUCUCAGACCUUAAAUUUAAUACCGUGGAAAGUGCUUCCAGUUGCGCUAGGGAACCACCUCUAGACACGCCAACACCAGACCUCGUUAAUGUACACACAGUUCGUGUACUACGAUCUGUCGAAGCCCAAAUUCGCUUCUUAGCCUUACCGUCUCGAAAUUUCCAUCACACCCCAUUUACUACGUGUAUGGUGAGUGAGGGGACAUUGGCCCUGCUAUCAGCCUGCAGGUUUCUGCUGAAGGGGAAAGAGUUGACUAUUGCGAGGGAGCAAAUUCGAAUGACUAUCGGGUGUCUCAAGGCGCUUGCUGAACUGUGGUCACGAACAGCAAGAAAUGUGCGGGAGAUUCAGAAAAUUGCCCACCAUGUUCUUGGGUUAGGAACAAAGACGCACGCUGGGAGUGCUCGGAAUAAUUCCCAUGGAGGGCUGGAGCUUUCCAGUGCUGAUGAAUAUGGAUUAUUUGGGUCUGAGACUGGGACUUCAAGUGAGGAUCUCAAUAUGUUGCCCUCUUUGGAUUCUAUAGAGGAUUUAUGUGGAUGGUAUAAUAUUGGAGGCUUGGAUCCUAAUAUUCCUUGGGAGAAUUGA
Molecule: messenger RNA, 1866 nt
Organism: Penicillium angulare
Lineage: Eukaryota; Fungi; Ascomycota; Eurotiomycetes; Eurotiales; Aspergillaceae
Exons: 3
Coding region: 1-1866 (621 amino acids)
Biological process (GO): regulation of DNA-templated transcription; DNA-templated transcription
Molecular function (GO): DNA binding; DNA-binding transcription factor activity, RNA polymerase II-specific; zinc ion binding
Source: RefSeq, a predicted model, not a curated record